Molecule: messenger RNA, 2871 nt
Organism: Limanda limanda (common dab)
Lineage: Eukaryota; Metazoa; Chordata; Actinopteri; Pleuronectiformes; Pleuronectidae
Gene: clstn3
Product: calsyntenin 3
Exons: 18
Coding region: 1-2871 (956 amino acids)
Biological process (GO): homophilic cell-cell adhesion; positive regulation of synapse assembly; positive regulation of synaptic transmission
Cellular component (GO): postsynaptic membrane; cell surface
Molecular function (GO): X11-like protein binding; kinesin binding; calcium ion binding
Source: RefSeq, a predicted model, not a curated record
AUGGACAGAAUGAGUAUUCUCUCCUUACUACUCCUUUGCUUGACUUCGGUUGCCAAUGGCAACAAAGCCAAUAAGCACAAGCCAUGGAUCGAGACGGAGUACCAGGGGAUUGUGAUGGAGAACGACAACACCGUGCUGCUCAACCCCCCCCUCUUUGCCCUGGACAAAGAUGCUCCACUUCACUAUGCUGGUGAGAUCUGUGGCUUCCGGGUCCACAAUGGUCCCUCCGGUUCGGGGUCUGUCCAGUUUGAAGCCGUGGUCCUGGACCGCUCCACCGGCGAGGGCCUGGUCCGCUCCAAGGAGCCGCUGGACUGCGAGAGCCAGCGCGAGCACAGCUUCACCAUCCAGGCCUACGACUGCGGCGAGGGACCUGAUGGAGUCAACAGCAAGAAAUCCCACAAGGCCACCGUGCACGUCCGUGUUAAUGACGUCAAUGAGUUCUCCCCCGUGUUCGUGGAGCGCCGCUACGAGGCGUCCGUCCCAGAGGGCCGUCUGUUUGAUCGGAUCGUGCGUGUGGAGGCCCUGGACGCCGACUGCUCCCCCCAGUACAGCCAGAUCUGCUUCUAUGACAUCAUCACUCCCAAUGUGCCCUUCGCCAUUGACAACGACGGUAACAUUAAGAACACUGAGCCCUUGGAUUCCAAGCAUCAGCGCGUCCACACCUUCUGGGUGACCGCCUUCGACUGUGGAAAGAACCGCGCCCAGGCCGACGCUCAGGUCGUGGUCACGGUGAAGCCGUCCUGCAAACCGGGAUGGAUCGGAUGGACCAAGCGUGUGGAGUACACACCCGGGUCAGGUAGCAUCCCCCUGUUUCCCAGUUUGCAUUUGGAGACGUGCGAAGAGACCGUGUGGAACAUCCAGGCCACCGUAGACCUCCAGACCGGCCACAUCGGGAAGGGCUGUGACAGAGACAGCUACUCGGACAGAUCCGUGCGCAGACUGUGUGGUGCCGUCAGGGGUGAAGUCGACCUCCUCCCGCCUCCAUCUCCUGCUGCCAACUGGACCUCAGCUCUGCCCACUCUGCCCUCCUCCGACUCGUCACUGGUCUUCUCCUUCAACGGAUCCAACCACGUUGCCGUGGUGCCGGACUCGGUUGUCUCAGCGUUGUCAGGCGACCACUUCACCUUGCAGCUGUGGAUUCGAAGGGGCGGCGCCAACAUCCAGCCCUCGACCACUCCGACCAGAGGAAGUCGCAAAGACGAGGAGACCAUCGUGUGCAGCACUGUCAAGAACGACGACUCCUUCUCCCACUACUCCCUCUCCGUCCACGGAUGUCGCCUCUCUCUCUUCUACUGGCCCGACGUCUCGGCUGCACGGCCCGUCAAGUUCUUGUGGAAACUGGAGCAGGUGUGCGACAGCGAGUGGCAUCACCUCUCGCUCAGCGUCCAGUUCCCCUCUGUGACCCUGUAUGUGGACGGCGUGACCUUCGACCCCGCUCUCAUCCAUGACAACGGUGCCAUCCCCAACCCCGCCCCCCGCCAGAGGAUGUCCAUCGGCGCUUGCUGGGAGCUCGAGGAGAAGCAGAAGGAAAUACUGAACAACACCAUCCCAGAGGGGAAAGACUCAGUGAAGUAUGUGGGCGGUUACCACGGCCUGUUGUCGGGGGUGACGGUGCGUCCUGGCAGCGUGGAGCCUCACAGCGUGGUGGAGUGUCUGUACGCCUGCAGGGAGGGGCUGGACUUUGGAGACCUGGAGACUCUGGGCUCUGGCAUGAAGGUUCACGUGAACCCCAGUCAGUCGGUGUUGGUGCUGGAAGGAGACGACAUCGAGAGCUUUAACCGGGCCGUGCAGCAGGUCACCUACAGAAACUCUCUCCGCUUCGCCACCCCUGGAGUCCGACCCCUCAAACUGAGCACCUCACUCAGAUGUUUCAACGAGGAGAGCUGCCUGUCGCUCAAACAGCUGGAGGGAUACCUGGUGGUCCUCCAGCCCGACGCCCCGCAGAUCUCUCUGUCUGGCGUCGGCCCUCAUCUGGCUCGUCCUGCCCCUGAGUUCGAGGCCCCCCGCGGUGUCCCACUGUUCCCAGAGCUCCGCAUCGUCUGCUCCCUGUCGCACGCUGUCAACACGGCUGCACAGGGGAUGGAGGGUGGAGCUCUGAUGUCCGACGCUGUGGCUCACACCUUGGACGGCUGUGAGGUGCAACCACUGGGGGAGGAGCUCAACCCAGAGAGGGAGGAGCUUCUGGUGGACAUGGAUGUGGUGCGAGAGAGGGGACUGGAAAUCAUCAAUACCACAGCUUAUAUUGCCAUCACAGGUGCCGAAUCCAUCUCUGUGUACGAGGACGUCCUUCGCUCGGUCCGCUACCGACUGGCCAAAGGCUCAGCCCGCUUUGAGAGGCGGUUCCGCCUGUCCUGCUCCGAGAUGAAUGGAAGAUACACCAGCAACGAGUUGACUCUGGAGGUGAACUUCCUCCACUCUCUGGACAGUCUGUACCACCCGUCCCACCUGCUGGCCUCCCAGCAGCAGUUUCUUCAUCCGUCCCACCAUGCUGGGGAGCUGAGUGGACACACCCUUCCCAAUCCACACCGCAACUCAGUUGUACCAGGAGCAGCUACCGUCAUCAUAAUGGUGUGCGUGGGUUUCCUGGUUGUCAUGGUAAUCCUGGGCGUUUUCCGAAUUCGCUCCAUCCAUCGGCGUGGUGAAGGCGCCAGGGGCGGGGCUAAGGAAGGUAGCAGCCAAUGGGACGACUCUGCCCUCACCAUCAUCGUCAACCCGAUGGAGACCUACGAGUCUCGCAUGGGAAUCUGCACCGACAACGAAGGGGAGGUGGAGGAGGAAGAGGAGGGGGCGGAGUCACCUGACGACGCCAGCGACGACCAGCGAAUCAUCAUCAAGAAAGAGGGGAGAGACGGCACCGCCCGUCGCUACUGA